UCUUCAACGCGACGGUUCUUAUCUCGCCCCGUUAUCUGGGGCCAGACUACACACGACCGGACGCCGACGUCGAGUCGCAGCUGUGCUAGAACCCGGUAGGUCUUCCAAGCUUCAAGCCAUGAAAAUUCCGGGCGCCAUUAUUGGGCUUGCGGCAUUCGUCGUCUGUGCGUUCGUACUCCGGCAAGGUUCUGCGGCGUCUGCCAAGUGCGCCUUUCCGAAGACAACCUCGUGCUUCAAGAGUCACCUAAAUGACCUGACAGGCAACUUGACCGACCUCACCAGGAAGCAGGGCGCCGCGCUGGACGCUGCCUUGACCAACUACACAAAACAGUUUUCUGCAGCUUUCCAGUGUUUCGUGGAGUCGGAAAAACGCUGUGCCAGCUCCCAGGAAACGCAAUACAUCGGCCGUGUGCAGUCCACCUCCGAUCUUCUCGUCAGGGAACUCACCAACAAGACCGCCUUGACGGCCAUCGUGACGGCGUACAAGUGCCACGACGUGGAGCGCUUCACACCGUGCAUGUCCAAGGCGAUACGCGAUUUCCUCUCCGAACCUCUCAAGACAUCGAAGGCUGACGCCAAGAAACUGUGCAGCAACGUGGACGAUGCCUCGAAGACCUGCCUGGUGGCCAGGAACUGCACUCCUGCGGCAGAGCCCGGCAAGAAGGCGGUCCGCAAGCUGUUCACGUCCUUCCGAACCAUCUGGGGCUGCAAGGGCGGCAGCGGUGCUCCGGCCGCCGCCUCCGUCCUGCCGACGGUGUCCGUGAUGCUCGCCCUGAUUGCGCGGAAGAUGCUGUGAUACCCCAGUCUACUGGACACUGUAUUGAACCAUGGUUAAAGGCGCUAAAAAAGACGUACACAAGAUAGAAGACGAACACAAGCGCCCGUGUUUGUUUUUCUAUCUUGUGUACGUCUUUUUUUAGCGCUUUUAACCAUGGUUCAAUACAGUCAACACCAAUUAGCCCAACAACAAGUUCUUUUACUAUACUGGACACGUGGGAGCCGAUUGAGGUCCGCGAAGGUGCAACUACAAAAAGAAAGCACGGAGUUCCCCAAGGGGGGUUUCGUGUUUUCGGUGGAUACCGAUGCAGUGUCGAUGGCGCUUCUGAAAAAUGAAGUGACGAACCACGUUACUCAUCACUUGCAAAUAAAGAGGACGCGUUGCCGA
Messenger RNA from Ixodes scapularis (black-legged tick), 1165 nucleotides. RefSeq lists its product as uncharacterized. The transcript has 5 exons. The coding region runs from base 119 to 796 and encodes 225 amino acids. NCBI's taxonomy places the organism in Eukaryota, Metazoa, Arthropoda, Arachnida, Ixodida, Ixodidae. The record is from RefSeq and is a predicted model, not a curated record.